Molecule: messenger RNA, 681 nt
Organism: Penicillium soppii
Lineage: Eukaryota; Fungi; Ascomycota; Eurotiomycetes; Eurotiales; Aspergillaceae
Product: GNAT family N-acetyltransferase
Exons: 2
Coding region: 1-681 (226 amino acids)
Molecular function (GO): acyltransferase activity, transferring groups other than amino-acyl groups
Source: RefSeq, a predicted model, not a curated record
AUGGCGCCAGGCCCAUCCGUGCCUCUUGAAAUCAAGUAUGCCCAUGCAUCUGAGCUGCAUGCACUUGUGGGCGUUGAAAUUCGCUCUUUUUCCUCAUCCAAGUAUAUGCACAGCACAUAUAAGGGGUGUGAUCCAUUGGCAGUUCAUACCUUCAAGACAGUCUCUUCUCUCGAGUAUUUUACUAAAUCGGAGUGCCAUAUUCUAGCGGGAGCCGACUCUGAAGCCGGCGAUAUCAUCGCAUACAGCCGCUGGAAUAUACCAGCUAUCUACAAGUUCGAAAGAGCAGUAGACGUAGGCCUGAGCGACGAGGCACAAGUGGAGUUGCAGAAUGUGUGGGCUUAUUCCCCACGGAUGAACAAGGGCACCUACAUGUUCUACGAGGAAAUGAUCAAGCGUAGUAGGGACAUACAUCUCAAGAAAACUGAUAUUGUCCUUGAACUACUAUGCGUCUUACCAGAGUAUCAAAGAAUGGGAAUAGGCAGCUCGUUUCUCAGAUGGGGUAUGGAGAAAGCAGACGCCAGUAACGCCCGAAUCUAUCUGGAAGCUACAAUGGAGGGAGUGCCAGCGUAUUUGAAGUACGGAUGGAAGAUCGUCGAGGAAAUUAAAUUGGAUUACACAGAGCGUGGCGGAGAAGGAAGUCAGAAGUUCGCAUUGAUGAUUAGAGAGCCGCGGACAGCGUAA